This is a messenger RNA of Trichomonas vaginalis G3, 187 nucleotides long. RefSeq lists its product as uncharacterized. The annotation marks the transcript as partial. The record is from RefSeq and is a predicted model, not a curated record. Lineage: Eukaryota; Parabasalia; Trichomonadida; Trichomonadidae. The transcript has a single exon.
AUGGUUGAAGGUGUUGAGAACGACAUAGACGGCGAACUUGAAGGAGCUCAAACCACAAUUGCAACCAAAAUUGCACAAGUCAAAGAAGAGAUAGCUCCACUUAAAGCUACCAAAGCUACUCUUGACCUCAUGGAUACUUACCGUUUAGAAGUAAAGAGUGGAAUAAGACAAUUAAAAUUGAAACUUC